This is a messenger RNA of Sphaeroforma arctica JP610, 312 nucleotides long. RefSeq lists its product as hypothetical. The record is from RefSeq and is a predicted model, not a curated record. The coding region runs from base 1 to 312 and encodes 103 amino acids. NCBI's taxonomy places the organism in Eukaryota, Ichthyosporea, Ichthyophonida. The transcript has a single exon.
AUGUUCAAGAAGUUCUCCAAAGCAGUCGCAGCGGCGGCUAACCAAGCCGCAGUUACAUAUACAAGCGGCACUAUAGAGAAAGACUAUGUAAUAGGGAAACAGACCGCCUCGGGAGGACACUGUUGUCUGUGGAGGAUACACAGCGCUACUAAUAAACAACACAAGAUUGUGGUGUCUGUAUUUAUAUUCGACAAACAAACGCUGAAUAAGUAUCCCGUACAAGACAGAGAAGUUGUACUGAAGAUGCUGAGAAGAGACGUAUCUCAGGUAUCGAAGUCGUCAUACAAGAAAUGUAUUGUCAUUGUGCGGUGA